Molecule: messenger RNA, 1560 nt
Organism: Oryza sativa Japonica Group (Japanese rice)
Lineage: Eukaryota; Viridiplantae; Streptophyta; Magnoliopsida; Poales; Poaceae
Product: putative hydrolase C777.06c
Source: RefSeq, a predicted model, not a curated record
UCAGCGUCGCCCGUGUCGCUCCGUCUCCAACCCCGCCGCGCGCGACAAGCGAGCGGCCGGUGGCCGAGACGUCGUUUGACCGUCCCCGAUUCGCCCGCCGCCGCCGCCGCCGCCCGCCGCCACAGCCCGCCGGCGAACCGUGGCCGUAUCUCUCUCUAUCCUCUCCGGAGAUGGCCGGCGCGGGUGCGGGUGCGGGCGCGAUCGCCGCUCUCCUGCGCGCCGCGCACGUGCCGCCGGCGCCGCGCGCGCGCUCGAUUCGGGGCCUCGCCGCGGCGCGCGGGCUCCCUCCUCUCGUCCGCGCCACGGCGGCGGCCAUCGCGCCGUCAUCGUUCUGCCCUUACCUCCCGCGCCUCAGCUCUGCUCGCUCCUUCUCCUCCUCAACAUCGUGCAGCGCCGGCGCGUCCCUCGGUGGCGCGGUGUCCACCUCGCCGUCCGAGCAGGAGAAGCAGCGGCAGCAGUCGGAGCUCAUCUUCCUCGGCACGGGCACCAGCGAGGGCAUCCCGCGUGUCAGCUGCCUCACCAAUCCCUCCAAGACCUGCACCGUCUGUACCAAGGCAGCCGAGCCAGGGAAUCGGAACAGGAGGCGCAACACGUCCAUCCUCCUGCGCCAUGCCACGCCGUCUGGCACGGCGAACAUCCUAAUUGACGCUGGCAAGUUCUUCUACCACUCUGCGCUCCAGUGGUUUCCUGCUUAUGGAUUGAGGACAAUUGAUGCUGUGAUUAUUACUCAUUCUCAUGCGGAUGCAAUCGGAGGCCUUGAUUGUCUUCGCGAUUGGACGAACAAUGUCCAGCCCACCAUCCCGAUUUAUGUAGCAGAACGUGAUUAUGAGGUGAUGAAGAUGACUCACUACUAUUUGAUUGACACAAGUGUGGUUAUACCUGGAGCUGCAGUUUCAGCAUUGCAAUUCAACAUUAUUAAAGAGGAACCAUUUACAGUUCAUAACCUUGAGGUCAUUCCUUUGCCUGUCUGGCAUGGUCAGGGUUACCGCUCUCUUGGUUUUCGUUUUGGUCGUGUAUGCUACAUAAGUGAUGUCAGUGAUAUACCUAAAGAAACCUACAAACUUCUGGAAGACUGUGAACUUCUAAUAAUGGAUGCUCUUAGACCCGAUCGUUCUUCUUCAACACACUUUGGAUUACCACGGGCCCUUGAGGAAGUUAGGAAAAUCAAACCAAAGAAAACACUGUUUACUGGAAUGAUGCAUUUAAUGGAUCACGAGAAAGUAAACAAUGAACUUGCCAAGUUGAUGGAGACAGAGGGGCUUGACAUCCAGCUGAGCUAUGAUGGUCUCAGGGUACCUGUAUGGCUCUAAUACUAUUAAUUCUUUUAAACACACACGACAUUUUUUUGUCUUCUAGGCACAGCUAGGAUAUGUUUACAGAUUUUCUAAGGUUUCAGUUAGUAAAAUUAUUAUUACAAGAUGUAAUCUGUUGAACUCCUUGCUUUGAGCCUUUGCUUUUCUUUUAUUCUCCCUUCUCUAUAGAGGGAGCUUAUGUAGCAAAUAUACAUCUUAUAAUUUCCCAAUGCAAUAAAAUUUCCAAUUGAUUGUUUUUGAAACAAUA